This is a messenger RNA of Closterium sp. NIES-65, 2046 nucleotides long. Lineage: Eukaryota; Viridiplantae; Streptophyta; Zygnematophyceae; Desmidiales; Closteriaceae. The record is from the annotation of a GenBank genome assembly.
AUGUACGCGGUGGGCGGAGAUGCGCGCGCGCAGGUAUCGCUGGACGGGCUCUUCCCCGCGACCGUGUCCAUGCACCACGACGUCGGUGACCUCUUUGGGGACCUGAGCGCGGACCGCGGGCAGCACCAGCAGCAGCCUCUCUACAUGCCCUCCUCGUCCGCCUCGCGCGCUGGAGCGUCCGUGUCUCCCUCAACCUUCUCCUCCUCUUUGUCCGCUUCAGCCUCCCCGUCCCCUUCACUCUCCUCCUCCUCCGCCCCCUCGAAUCCCCCCUCCUCGUGGUCCGCGUCAGUGGGGACAGCCAUGCGCGCAGCAGCGGGGUGCGGGGGAGGGGGAGGAGUAGGGGGAGGUGGGGGAGGGCGAGGCGGAGGGGGAGGCUUCGGAGGUGGUUACGUUGGGGGGGAUGGGGGGCAAGCAGCAGGCUCAGGCACAGGAGCCAGUGGUGGUGGCAGCGCUGGUGGCGGCAGCAGCAGUGGUGGCAGCAGUGGGGGCAGCAGUGGGGGCGGAAGCUUAUCCAUGGGCGGGGGGGAGGGCAUGCGCGCAUCAGCAGCAGCGCGCGCCCCAGCAACCGCCGCGGACCUGAGCCACGUCACGUCCGCGGUUCUGGGCGGCGUGGAGCGUCUGUUGCAGCGGUUCGCGGGCGGCGUGGGCGCGGCCGUGGGGGAGGUGGGGGCGCGCGUUGGCGCAGUGGAGAGCGCAGUGGGGGCGCUGCAGCGCGAGGGGGAGAGGGGGUGGCGGGAGAUGGGGGAGAGGCAGGCGGAGCUGGAGGGGCGGAUGCGAUCAAUGGAACAGCUGCUGCUGGAGGUACACAGGGGCAUUCAGGUGCUGCGGGACCGACACGAACUAGCCGACGCUCACGCACAGCUCUCUCGCCUGCACUCCCUCUCCCUCGCCUCCGCACCUCCCAGCACCGCUGCUGGUUCCAUCGGUACCGCUGCUAACUCCACUGAUACCGCCGGUGGUGGUGCUGCUGCUGCCAGCACCAUUCUCGCGCUGCCCGCUCCUCCUGCCUCUGCUGCUGCUAUCCAGCCCACCCAGCCGCGCCCUCCUCCCCCACACGCCUCUCCUGCUCCUCAUCCUCCCCUCGCUCCGUUGCCUCUCCCGCACUACCUUGCUUCCGCCCCAUCUCCGCCCUACUCUUCCCCCGCUUCCUCCCCUCCUCCUCCCUACCCUGAGCCUGCGUCUGCUCCUCCUGCCCCUGCUCUGCCUGCCACGGCCCCCCCACCUCGUGGCAUGUAUGCCCCCCCCGCUCCUCAUGCCAUGAUGUACUAUCCACAUGCGCCACCUCCCCCAUACGGCAUGCCUCCCCCUCCUCCGCCUCCCGCCGGGCAACCCAUGCCAAUGCCCAUGCACUCCAUAACUCAGCAGCACCAGCAGUUUCACCAGCAGCAGUACGAGCAGCAGCAGCAGCAGCAGCAGCAGCAGCAGCAGCAGCAGCAGUACCCGCCUCUGCCUCCUCAACCACCUUACCCCCAGUCCCUUUAUCCUUACCCACCCCCUCCUCCUCCCCCCGGCGGCCCCCCCGCUCCCCCAAUGCCUCCCCAGCCCUAUUUCACUCCCCCUCCCCCACCCCUGACUCCCAGCUACCCCUCUUCCCCUUCCCCUGGGGCCUUCCCCCCAUCCUCCCCUUCCCCAGGCGCCUCCCCCGCCCCACCUGCACCCCUUCCCCUUGCCCACCCUGUCGCAGCACCCAUGGGGAAUGGGCCCAGGGGGACGGGCGGGGGAGCGGGGGCAGCAGCAGCAAGGGGCGGAGUGAGGGGAGGGGGCGGAAGGAGAGUCACGUUUGCAGAACCUGUGAGUGAUUCAGGGAUGGCAGGAGCAGGGGCAGGAGGGAGGGCAGGAGGAGAAGGCUCCCGAGGGGUGGGAGGGUCUGGGUCUGGGUCUGGUGCUAAUGUGAGUACGAGGAGUGUGCCUAUAGAGAAGGUGGUGGAUGACGUGGCAAGCAUGGGGUUUGCGAGGGAGCGCGUGCGGGCGGCGGUGCAGCAGGUGAUGGACUCGGGGCGGGGCGUGGACCUGAAUGCCGUGAUUGAUCGGCUCAUGAAUGGAUGA